CAAAACAGUGCUCUCCAAUCUCAGACCCAGAAAUUUCUCUCUGUAUCUCCAAACUCACAGAGUCUCCCGAAACCCUAAUUUCUUCAUUCUUUCAGCCCUUCUAUUGUAUUUCAUUUUCAGGGUUUCCAUUAAAAUAGAGAGCAUUGUUCACUGCGGCUAAGCCGUAUACUUCCCCGACGGGUUCAGAAGGUAACUGAAAACAAGCAGCGUGUCUAUGGUUGUAAAGACAACUACUUUAUACAAUUUUGAAAUCUGUGACAGUAGUUAUCUUUACCACCGUACACAAGCUGCUUAUUUUCUGCUUCGGAGCUGAUACAAAGUGGAGAGAGGCAGCGAGAAGCUAAUGGCGAAACCGACGCGAGGACCAUUUGGAGUUUACCUUAAUGAUAAACUCCAUUGGCUUGGAAAAACACAUGGAGGCAACGUGAUUUGUACAUUUUAUCUCUGCUCUAUUUUAAUGGAAACCAUGAAAAUAAAACUGGUGCAAGUAGCUUCUCUAUAUAUGCACCAGUGACUUUUAGAUUAUCCUGGCUUCUCUUUUUUCAACAUGUGAAAACAAUGAAGAGGGAAAUUUAUGAUUUUAUCUAGUCGUUUGUUUCUAUUUAUGAUUGUCUUGACAUACAUAUACAUUAUCAUUGUCAUAUAUGGUUUUCCUGUGCCUGCUAAUUAUAGUGUAGUCUUGUUACCAUUGAUCAACUGCAGUAAGAACCCUAUUAGAAUUUUUUUUUUUCAACAGUAAGAAUGAUGACAAAGUGGUGGAGAAUCCAUAUUAGCAAACGUAGUAGAUUGUGUAAUCAUGAGAAAGAAAGACAGUUAACUUGAUUUCUUUUAACGGUGUUGAAUAAGUUCACUCAUGGAAAACAACAAAAAGUGAGCAAGACUGAGUACAAAGAGGCUGUUUCAGAUAUUAUAUUAGGCAUGGCCGCUGGUUUGAAGAGAGACCCUAUUGUGAUCCUCCGUAUUGAUGGAGAAGAUCUCGACAAAUUCAUCAAUGGGCCAAUUUUUGAACCAGAGAUGGUAGCCACGUAUUCUGAGAUAAAGUCAGCUGAUGGAAGUGGAACCCUCCGUGACUAUAUAGCCAAAGCUUUGGAAAAACUCACGGUUGAGCAAGGGAUGCCCCCUUCAUCAGACUCUUGGGUUAUUAGCAAUAUCGUGGAACCUGCUCUUGAAUCAUGCACUGGCCAUGAUUUGGACGAGCCUGUAUCUCAAGGAAAUUUCAUAGAGGAGUUUAAGAAAGUGGCAGAGUCUGUGGCUCAACGUCUUAAGGAACAGCCUGUGAAUGUAGCCCACAGUGAAACUUACUUUGAUGGAAGUGGCAUUAAGAGACUGUUGUCCAACAAGUUUGAAUUAGACAAGUCGCUGAAUGCAGCUGUUGAAAACGAGCCAAAAGACCACAGUGGGAAACUGUCCAAGGAAUAUUUGCGUGUGGCGCUGGAUGUGGUGGCUCCAACGGCUGGUCUGGCAUCACUUGGUGUAGUUGAGCAGAUGGACAAGGUUGUGCGGGAUGCGUUCAACUUGAUGAAUGAAGAUGAUGGAAAGCUGCUCAAAGAAGACGAGUUCAAGAAGAUAUUGACUGAAAUCCUGGGGAGCAUCAUGUUGCACUUGGAGGGAAUUCCUAUCUCAGUUUGUUCAAAUUCAGUUGUGCACGAGCCCCUUUCCUCUUCUUGUACACUAUUGCAGCCAUCUUCCUAGUUAUAGAGCAAUAGCUCUCGUGAAUAUAUCUAGCGUAACAAAGAUAAAACUGGCAGUAAAAUUUUGAUGAAGGAAAUGUUGACUACCACAAGUUUGUGUGUUGCUAGUUAGAGAUGGAGCCAAGAUUUAUCAAUGUCCACUACUGUGUCUGUUGUGACUGAUUUCUGUUUGAUGCAUUCAGGGCUCGAUCUGAAAUUGUAACUAGAGCAAAUGGAAACUGGAUUUGUCCCUC
Prunus avium (sweet cherry) is the source of this 1924-nucleotide messenger RNA. RefSeq lists its product as uncharacterized. The record is from RefSeq and is a predicted model, not a curated record. Lineage: Eukaryota; Viridiplantae; Streptophyta; Magnoliopsida; Rosales; Rosaceae.